Pistacia vera is the source of this 731-nucleotide messenger RNA. RefSeq lists its product as uncharacterized. The coding region runs from base 40 to 567 and encodes 175 amino acids. NCBI's taxonomy places the organism in Eukaryota, Viridiplantae, Streptophyta, Magnoliopsida, Sapindales, Anacardiaceae. The record is from RefSeq and is a predicted model, not a curated record. The transcript is spliced from 4 exons. Gene Ontology annotation, molecular function: oxidoreductase activity.
UUUACAUCUUCUGUGUCUGGUUUUGUCUCACUCAAAAACAUGUCUGUUCAGGGAUCAACUGAAGGAGCUAUCAAUCAGCUUACACGAAAUUUGGCUUGUGAGUGGGCAAAAGACAACAUAAGAUGUAAUGCUGUGGCACCUUGGUACAUCAAAACCUCAAUGGUGGAGCAAGUGCUUAGCAAAAAAGAAUAUUUGGAAGAGGUAUAUUCUGUAACUCCUGCUCGGCGCCUUGGAGACCCAACAGAAGUUUCAUCUCUGAUGUCGUUUUCAAGCCUGAGAAUUUCUAGGCUUCAACUGUGGUCAAUUUGCCCUUUAAUGUUGGGCCUUGCACUUUCCAGUGGAGCAAUGCUUCUUUUCCUUUCCUUUUUUCCGUACUUCCUUCUCCCCUUCACCCUGACUUUUGUUGUCUUUUCUUAUUGUAAUAUCUUCUACUGUGGCAUGCCUGGCAGUGCUAAGCCUACUUGUGUUUCAUUCCUCUUUCCACAUUGGAUCAUGACCAUACUUUUUGAUCUUGAGACAGUCAGGCCGACAGCUUUAAGAGACUUCCUUCUUCAUGAUAAUAGCUAAUGACUUCAUCUCCUGUUGGAAGUUCUAGGGAGCUAAAUAGCUAGACAUUCUCUUCUGUGUCUAUAAGUUGGAUUGUAGUACAUCUCUCUCGUUUAAUUGCAGUUUUAUGGGUUGUAUCCUUGGAAAGAUUUUGUUAUAAUGUGUUGAUUUCUAUAAAAAUAUAA